Leishmania mexicana MHOM/GT/2001/U1103 is the source of this 3573-nucleotide messenger RNA. RefSeq names its product putative kinesin. Lineage: Eukaryota; Euglenozoa; Kinetoplastea; Trypanosomatida; Trypanosomatidae. The transcript has a single exon. Gene Ontology annotation, biological process: microtubule-based movement. Bases 1 to 3573 code for a protein of 1190 amino acids. The record is from RefSeq and is a predicted model, not a curated record. Gene Ontology annotation, molecular function: microtubule motor activity; ATP binding; microtubule binding.
AUGAGCUCCACUGGUGAGGUGAACGUAGCCGCCGGAUCAGCAGUGGAAGGCGAAGAUUCACGUUUCCGCGCCGGCGAUGCGUUAGACGAAGACGACGACGGGUCCGCAGCGGCCCCCUCGCCAACUUCGACAACUUCGGCUGCCACGAAGGUGAAGAAGAAGAAGUCGGCCAAGACGCCGUCCAACAGGUGCGUCAGCGGCAGCGUCAUCGAUGUUGGCGACAACGACGACGGCCAAGCCCUCUCUCGGUGCCUUGUGUACUGUCGACUGCGACCCACCAUCAAGAAAGAUUACAAGGAAGGCGGUCACGCGCUCGUCACUCUGGAGGACAAGCGCGUCGUCGUCAAAGAUGAGCGCCACUACGACUUUGACGGCAGCUUCGGCCCGCUCGCUGAGCAGGCGGAAGUGUUCGAAUCCGUUGCAAUCCCCUGCAUUGACCACGCCUUCAACGGCUUCUGCUCCGCGCUGAUGUGUUACGGCCAGACCGGCACUGGGAAGUCCUACACCAUGUGCAACACCGACCCCCAGCACCUCGGCAUCAUCCCCCGUGCGGCGAAGUACAUCUUCGAGAAGAUCCAAGCCAACGUGGUGGGAGACCCGACGCGCACGUACGCGGUGGCAGGCCAAUUUGUGCAGAUCUACCGCGAUAACCUUGGCGAUUUGAUGGUGCAUGAGGGCAAGGAUCGCGUGGAGAUCCACUACGACGAGGAGAACGGGGUGUCGCUGACAGGGUGCACCUCCCACGUCUUGGCAAGCUCGAAGGAGUUCAUGCGCUUCUACAACGAGGGAAAUGCGCGCCGCGUCAUCGGGUCAACCGCCAUGAACGCGGAGUCGAGCCGCGGGCACACCGCGAUGAUCAUCUACGUCACGUCCGAAGACACGGAGGACAUCGGCAAAGGUAAACUGCGCGGCAAGAUCACGUUCAUCGAUCUGGCCGGGUACGAGCGCUUUAGCAAGACUGGCAUCACCAAUGCCGACCCGAUCCGCAAGGAUGAGGCCAAGACGAUCAAUGCGUCUCUCCUGGCUCUCGGCCACGUCGUCAGCUCCCUCUCGGCCGGCACGAAGCACGUUCCUUGGCGCAAUGCGAAGCUGACGCGCAUCCUGCAGGACUCGAUCGGUGGGCGCAGCCGCACCUCGAUCAUCCUCACCGUUGGCCCCAGUAGCGAGCACCUGUACGAAACGACCAACACGCUUCAAUUUGGUCUGCGUGCCAUGGCUGUCAAGGUGGAGGCGAAGAUGUCUGUUACGGUCGACUACGUGAAGCUGUCGAAGAAGCUCAUGGGACUGCUGAGUGAGCGGGAUGAGCGAAUCAGCUCGUUGGAGGUGCAGAUCGCAAACCGCGACGCGGAGCGGCAGGAACUGCUUGAGCGCUAUCAGCGCGAUCGUGGCGACCUUGAGCAGCGCUUCGCCGCGGAGCUGCAGCAGCUGACCGCGUCCGGGGCAAGUGAGCAGCAGAUCCGCAACCUCAAGGAGGUCUACCAGGCGGAGAUCGAGAACCUGCAGGACCAGCAGCAGGAGGAAAUCGGGUACCAUGACGAGAUCCACUCGAAGGAGAUCACGCAGUUCAUCAAGGAGCAGAAGCACCAAGAAGCGAAGAGCCUGAUGGAGAUGAAGCUGGCGCAAGAGCGCCUGGUCGAGGAGUUCCAGCGGAAGCUCGACAACGCCCGCGGCGGGACGAACGAGGAUCUCGUGCGCGCGCUACAGCAACUCGCUGAGAAGGACGCCAUUCUCGCCUCGCGUGCGAACGACACGGCCCGCCUACACGCUACCAUCGACGUGCUCACAGCGCAGGUGCGGUCCUUCGGUGGCACGGUGCAGGCGGACGUCGACUUUCCAGAGACGUUCCUGGACGUCUCGCAGGUAGAGGAGAUGCGGGCCCGCCUGCAGGGUGAGGUGGAGCGCAACCACAACAAGGUAGUCGACCUCUCCACCCAGCUGGAUCGCGCCUCAAUGCUGGCGCACGAUCGCAUGGAGGAGGUGUCGAAGUUGCAGCAGGAAGCAGAGCGGCUGCACGAGAAGCUUGUCCAGGCCGGUGUGGAGAUCAGCGAGUCGAACGGGGAGCUGCAGGAGCUCCGCGAGAGGCGGGCCGAGCUGAUCGAUGUCGAAGAGCUUGAGAGCCUUCGCCUGCUCAUGCAGACAGACAUUGACGAGCUGCGCAGUCAGAGAGACGAACUGCAGGCAGAGUUGAGACGUGUGAACGAGGCGCGCGUGCGCGAGUCCAUGGCACGACGUCGCAACGUGCUGGACGGACCCGACACCCUAAAGCGCAUCCUUGCGGAGGACGUUGGGGAAGGCACGGAGGGCAUGGGCGACAGCGUCGCACGUGAGCAGGGGCGUUGUGACUCCAACGCUGCUGAUGGGGUGCACAAAACGGGGCCAAAGGCAAAGGCGAUGCAGAGGGCGUACAAGAAAAUGAUUCAAAAGCUGAACCGCCAGCUCUCGGAUAGUAGUCGUGACAGGGCUGCCCUCGUGCAACGCAUUCAGCAGCUCGAGCGCACGCUCACGCUCUACGGCAUCCCUGUGCAGGCGACACCCGGGUGCACCACGGAGUAUAAGGAGGCUGGGGCUAGUCACGGUGGCAACACUAGGGGGGGACCCGCUCGCCCAGACACCUCCGCGUCGGACCGGGAGAGCUCCGGCGCUGAGAGUCACUCAGAAGAGUCGCUGCUGACUGCUGGGAGCGCAGACGCCGCGCUCGUGCUGCUUUUCAAGGAGCAGGAGAUUGAGGUGCGGGAUGGCCUGAUCGCCCAACUUGAGAUGCAGUUGUCAAAGGCGGUGUCGGCAUACGAAAACGAUCAAAAAUAUAUUCAGGAGCUGAAGGCGCUGCUACUCGAUGCUGGUGAGACACCGCCAGAGACAUCGUCGAGCGGCUCGCAGCCGGUGGAAAGGGUGCCGCUCGACGAGUACAGCACGCUGCUACGGCAGCUCCGUACCCAUAACCGCAAGCUCCUAGUGGAGCUACUUGUGCUGCAGUCGCGCCAGAAGGCGGAGGCGACGGAGUCACCCAAGACCGAGCGGUUGAUCUUCGAGGAGCAGCUGGAGGAACGAGACACGGAGCUGGAGAUGAAGGACGAAAUGCUGCUUGAGAAGAACGCAAUGCUGCAGUACAUGGCGACGCUGAGUGCACGGCUCAUCAAUCAGAUGGAGGCGCUGGGCCUCGAGCCGUGCUGCCAUCUGCCGGAGCGCUACCAAGACCUUGUCAAGGCGGAGAAGGACCAGCUCGACAUCCAGGCAGCAAAGCAGCGUGAGCUAGAGGCGCAGCUGCAGCGGGAGCAGGACGAGAGGCAGAAGAUGAAACGGCUGCUCGAGGCGAUCAACACCGAGCGUGAACAGGGCGCCGCCGUCCUUCGGCAGACGGAGCUGCGCAACAAGGAACUGCGCGAGCGCGAGAACAGCGCGAUGACGGCACUGCAGGAGCUCACAGAGCGAACGAUACAGAAGGAAAUGAUGCGCGAUGAGGCACUGCGGCGCACCACGCACGAGCUUAUGGAGCUGCAGGCGCGUUACGCUAAUCAGCAGCACCGCCGCAGCUCCAACCUCUUCGAGCGGCUUCUCCGCAGUAUCAUUGAAUAG